AUGAAAUGUGCUGAUGCUGAGUCUGGAAAAGAAAGCUUGGAUGUUUAUCUUUAUCUACACUGUUACGCUCUAGAUUGUGCAUCGCAUCACCUAUUUCACCCAUAUGGAACACACUCCAUCGAGGGAGAAGAAGACCUAGAAAUGAUGCGCGAGCUAUCCUACUACCCCACCAUCCAAAGCAACUUCGCACAAUACUACUGGCCCACGCUCUCAGACCUCUUCAGCAAACCACGCCCCUCGCCUCUGGCCAACAACUACGUGCUAUCAACAGCGCAAAAGCCCGACCCUGCACCGCAGACCCUGCUGUACAAACUCCAGAAAAGCAAAGACUAUUUCGCGCAGAUGGAGAUAGCAGCAGAAUGCAUGGAUCACCUAGCCGCAGGGAUAGACACGACGGGCGACGCGCUCUGUUUCCUGCUGCACGCACUCUCGCUCCCAUCUGGCGCCCCCAUCCAAGAAAAACUCUCCCAGGAACUCUCACUUCCCCAGAAUGAAUAUGCGCCGCUGGACGAGUUGCCGUAUCUAGAUGCGGUUAUUAAGGAGGGCUUGAGGUGCUUCCCGGUGAUCCCCAUGUCGCAGCCUAGAUAUGUGCCGAGUGGUGGCAGGGACAUCGAUGGGUAUUUCGUACCGGGCGGUACGAUUGUCAGUUGUCAAGCUUGGAGCGUGCACAGUCUGAACGAGCAUGUAUAUCCGCGCGGAAUGGAGUUUUUGCCAGAGAGAUGGCUGGAGCCAGCUGCCAGCUUGGAUAUGAACAAGUUGUUCUUCGCCUUUGGCGCUGGAGGAAGGGGUUGCAUUGGGAGACAUUUAGCGAUGGCUGAAAUGAGAUGUUUACUAAAAGGCAUAUAUUCACGAUUCAAGACAAGUAUUGCGCCUGAUAUGAAGGGAAGGAUGACGCUUUCGGACCAGGUCGUCUCGAGUCGGCCUUUAGAUCAGACCUGCAAGCUUAUUUUCGAGGCCAGGGCCAAGAAUGAGGCUCAGAAGUAA
Lachnellula hyalina is the source of this 984-nucleotide messenger RNA. It is a transcript of the gene cloA, whose product is annotated as Cyrochrome P450 monooxygenase. The transcript is spliced from 4 exons. Lineage: Eukaryota; Fungi; Ascomycota; Leotiomycetes; Helotiales; Lachnaceae. The record is from RefSeq and is a predicted model, not a curated record. Bases 1 to 984 code for a protein of 327 amino acids. Gene Ontology annotation, molecular function: heme binding; iron ion binding; oxidoreductase activity, acting on paired donors, with incorporation or reduction of molecular oxygen.